AUGGCCUUCGGCAACGGCGGCCUCAAGCACUUGGCCACCUGUGAGCUGGGCUUCUACAAGUCGGCCCCUGGAGACCAGCUCUGCGCCCGCUGCCCUCCCCACAGCCACUCUGCAGCCCCCGCUGCCCAGACCUGCCGCUGUGACCUCAGCUACUACCGCACAGCCCUGGACCCACCAUCUGCAGCCUGCACCCGGCCACCCUCAGCACCGGUGAAUCUGAUCUCCAGUGUGAACGGCACAUCCGUGACCCUGGAAUGGGCCCCUCCCCUGGAUCCGGGCGGCCGCAACGACAUCACGUACAAUGCAGUGUGCCGCCGCUGCCCUUGGGCGCUGGGCCACUGCGAGACCUGCGGGGGCGGCCCCCGCUUCGUGCCGCGGCAGACAAGCCUGGUGCGGGCCAGUCUGAUGGUGGCCAACCUGCUGGCCCACAUGAACUACUCCUUCUGGAUCGAGGCUGUCAACGGUGUGUCCGACCUGAGUCCCGAGCCCCGCCGGGCGGCUGUCGUCAACAUCACCACGAACCAGGCAGCCCCGUCCCAGGUGGUGGUGAUCCGCCAGGAGCGGGCCGGGCAGACCAGCGUGUCCCUGCUGUGGCAGGAACCAGAGCAGCCCAAUGGCAUCAUCCUGGAGUACGAGAUCAAGUACUACGAGAAGGACAAGGAGAUGCAGAGCUACUCCACCCUCAAGGCUGUCACCACCAGGGCCACUGUCUCGGGCCUCAAGCCGGGCACCCGCUACAUGUUCCAGGUCCGAGCCCGCACGUCCGCCGGCUGCGGCCGCUUCAGCCAGGCCAUGGAGGUGGAGACCGGGAAACCCCGGCCCCGCUACGACACCCGGACCAUUGUCUGGAUCUGCCUGACGCUCAUCAUGGGCCUGGUCGUGCUUCUGCUCCUGCUGAUCUGCAAAAAGAGGCACUGCGGCUACAGCAAGGCCUUCCAGGACUCGGACGAGGAGAAGAUGCAGUAUCAGAAUGGGCAGGCACCCCCACCUGUCUUCCUGCCCCUGCACCACCCCCCGGGGAAGAUCCCACAGCCCCCGUUCUAUGCAGAACCCCACAAUUAUGAGGAGCCAGGCCGGGCGGGCCGCAGUUUCACCCGAGAGAUUGAAGCCUCCAGGAUCCACAUCGAGAAAAUUAUCGGCUCUGGAGAGUCCGGGGAAGUCUGCUGUGGGCGGCUGCAGGUGCCGGGGCAGCGGGACGUGCCCGUGGCCAUCAAGGCCCUCAAAGCCGGCUACACCGAGAGACAGCGGCGGGACUUUCUGAGUGAGGCGUCCAUCAUGGGUCAGUUUGACCACCCCAAUAUCAUCCGCCUAGAAGGUGUCGUCACCCGUGGCCGCCUGGCAAUGAUCGUGACCGAGUACAUGGAGAACGGCUCUCUGGACGCCUUCCUGCGGACUCACGACGGGCAGUUCACCAUCGUGCAGCUGGUGGGCAUGCUCAGAGGCGUGGGGGCCGGCAUGUGCUACCUCUCGGACCUGGGCUACGUCCACCGAGACCUAGCUGCCCGCAACGUCCUGGUUGACAGCAACCUGGUGUGCAAGGUGUCCGACUUCGGGCUCUCCCGGGUGCUGGAGGACGACCCUGACGCAGCCUACACCACCACGGGAGGCAAGAUCCCGAUCCGCUGGACGGCCCCCGAGGCCAUCGCUUUCCGGACCUUCUCCUCGGCCAGCGACGUGUGGAGUUUCGGUGUGGUCAUGUGGGAGGUGCUGGCCUACGGGGAGAGGCCCUACUGGAACAUGACAAACCGUGACGUCAUCAGCUCCGUGGAGGAGGGGUACCGCCUGCCCGCGCCCAUGGGCUGCCCCCGCGCCCUGCACCAGCUCAUGCUUGACUGCUGGCAGAAGGACAGGGCCCAGCGGCCUCGCUUUUCCCAGAUCGUCAGCGUCCUCGAUGCCCUCAUCCAGAGCCCUGAGAGUCUCAGGGUCACUGCCACUGUCAACAGGUGCCCCCCCCCUGCCUUUGCCCAGAGCUGCUUUGACCUUCGUGGGGGCGGGGGUGGCGGCGGGGGCCUCACCGUGGGGGACUGGCUGGACUCCAUCCGCAUGGGCCGCUACCGGGACCACUUCGCCGCCGGCGGGUACUCCUCCCUGGGCAUGGUGCUGCGUAUGAAUGCUCAGGACGUGCGUGCGCUGGGCAUCACCCUCAUGGGCCACCAGAAGAAGAUCCUGGGCAGCAUCCAGACCAUGAGGGCCCAGCUGACGAGCACCCAGGGGCCCCACCGGCACCUCUGAGCCAAGGCCAGUGGGGCCUGGGCAGCAACUCAAGCAGACCUGGGACAUGUCGGCCAUCAGAGGACUUGCAGGGUUGGCGGGGGGUCAGGCAGCCCCCCAAGCCUCUGUCCCUCCUCUCAGGUGCCAAGAUCUCCACCACAGGACCUGGACUUAGCAGGGCUCAGGCUGCCUGGGAAGGGGCGUUCGGUGCCCAGCUUGGCUGCGACAUCUGCCCCCAGGGCGGAGGGGCUUCUCUUCCCCAGAGGCUGGGGCCUCAGUGACACGGAGCCUGACAGAGACGUCACUCGGCUGCCUCCGUGUGUGCGUGUGUGUGUGCGUGUGUGUGUGUGUGUGUAGGGAUGUUUUCAUGAGGUCGUGGGAGCCUUUGUGACCAUGUGUGCGUGUCCACCCAUCAGGUCCGAGCACGGAUGUGUGCUUAUGGCGUGCAUGCUUUUCCAUUAUGGUGGGGGGCACACGUGCGUGACCGUGGAUGAAUGAGGACGUGUGUCACAGGCCUGUGAGCACAGAACUUGGUGUGACGCUGCCCACUGAGUAUGGGCCCAGGCCCCAGCACCCACAGGGACUAGGGAGAGGCUCAUGCCCACCUCCCCCCACACCUGGAGGCUGGAAUUAGGGGCCACUUUGGGGCUGCACCAGCACCAGGCCCACCCUCAUUUCAGCCCGGGCAGGCCCUCCCCCGGCUCUCUCUCAGGUCUGAGCCCUCCCUCUAGCAGGUGGGGGGCCACCUGCAGCCUCCACCUGGCUCCCACCGCUGCUUCCACAGGAAAACAGGGUUCCCGGCCAGCCCCUCUGGCUGCCUACUGUGUAGACAUCGCUGUAGAGUACACAAGAUGCCCUCAGCUGGACUUGGCUGCCUGGUCAGCGGCCAGGGCCGUGAACUUCCCUCUGGGCCCCAGUGCCCCUCCAUGUCCCAGGGCUCCUCACUUGGAAGACCCUCUGCCAACCUCUCACUGCCCAGCCCUGGCCUGCGCCCCUCCCUCCUCAAUCCUAAGAUCAGGGACCAUAAGAUCCCAGAUUUUCAGCCCCACGUCCACCCCCUCUUGUGCCACCUGGGGAGACCAAGACCUAGAGAGGGGGGUGUGCCUUGUCCAAGGUCACACAGCAACCAAGUUUUAGAGCUGAGGCCGCCUGCCUCCCAGCCCAGGGCUCUUUCCCCCACACACCAUCCCACACUGACAGCUGUGGGUGAGAGGGGGCUUCGGAAGCUCCCCCACCCUGAGACUGACCCUCCCCUUUACGGCCCACCAGGGUAUGUAAAUAUCUUUUUUCUACCAUGCCAGAAUAUUUUUUCCUCGCUCCUGACAAUGCAAAAAUGGUCUUCAAAGCACAUAAAGAGCACCCAGGGUGAGAAAGCACCAUCCCAGGGGAAGCUUGGUGGGCAGGGCCCAAGGAACCCCACUGGGCAGGUUGCCUUGUGCCCCCUGCCGGCCCCAGAGGGAGGGGCAAGCCCAGCUCCCCACCCCCUGCGCAGCCCUCCCCCUAGCCAGCACAGCUGUUCUGCAGAGACACCAGCACUGAGCCCCCCCCUUCCUCCUGCAAUAAUUUGGGGAGUCUCAGCCCCGCCUAGGUGCUGCGGCCAGCUCUCUACACCUCUAUAUAUUAUAUUACUAUAUAGCUGAGCUGUUCUUCCUUCCUAUGGAAGUCGGAAACAUGGUCAGGACACGAUCCAGGGAGGACCCUGUCUGCCUCCCACCCCCACCCCACUCUCACCCAGUUCCUGGUCUCUGAUCCUCACAGUCAGGGUGGACAUGGAGGGCCCGGCACUUGCAAAAGUGUGGCCCCUGCCCCGGGCGUGAGGUACCCUUGGGGUCCCAGGGAUCUGCUUCUCUGUGGUCUUCAUCCUGAGUCUUGAACUUGCCCACAAUGAGAAUAAAUUCUGCCUCAUUCUGCCUCA
This is a messenger RNA of Leptonychotes weddellii (Weddell seal), 4126 nucleotides long. The record is from RefSeq and is a predicted model, not a curated record. Lineage: Eukaryota; Metazoa; Chordata; Mammalia; Carnivora; Phocidae.